AUGGAAGCCUCUCCGCUUGAGUGUUUUGUGACUCAGACACAGGGCAUCAUGUCGCUUGUGGAUUCAGAAGCUGCCUUCACCCAGCGAUGCCAGGAGGUGAAUGCGGGAACCAUUCACACAGCUUUGCGUGACAAUGGUGUCACGACCUUCGCUAGUCUGGCUUAUGCAUGCGGCACACCUCAGGAUCGCCCUACGCAGACCGAGCUGGAUGCGUUCAGUACUAGGAUUCUCGGAGCUGCACCUCGCUUGGGCGACGUCUCGCUCUUGAAGCGACUCAUCUUCGAAUCAUGCACCUUUGUGAUCGCACAGUUACGCCAGAAUGUUCAAGGCGAUGCUUCUGAGACCCCUAAGAAACUCCCCCUGGCUGAAAAAGCGGCUCGAGCGGCCGAUCAUAAACGCCGCUUGGCGGGGGUCCACAUAGAGAGGGACUCUGUGCCAUCUUAUGCCUUGGUGGAUUUGUGCUUCCAUAUGAUCGAGGUCGGGGUGACAUGGAUCAGCCCAGGCCGCUGCACGAGUCGCGAAAGCGAGAUCCAACUCUCGACCCGCGAUCAAACCAAGGUGUUUAAGCUGGAGGAUAACAGCUUGAAAGUCGGAAACGAGGGCCCAGAUGAUGUGGCCUGCUUCGACUCUCCCAUACGGCUACAGUGGUGUCUUCAAAGGAGAGGCCUUGCACUUGAUCAAGCUCGCUUAAUGUCUUGGCAACAACAUGAGAGGUGGGUGCAUUGCCUCCUCCACGCACUCACGCGCGAGUGCCCUUCAGGGUUCCACAAGCCGGAUAUGAACCGGAUUGUGCAAGCAGACCGGGAGGCAUGGCUCAUUCUUGCAUCGGAGGUGCCGAGUCUCAAGGUCACAGCCGCCGGUGAGUUUCCGCUUGGUGUUGCACUCGAGGCCCUCCGCACUGACCCAAGAAUCACCAUGUAUCUUAUGCCUACUUGGGGCAGGCAGCCUGACGUCAAGAUGCCUUUGGAUGUCCCGUCCCCACCAAAGGAUGGCGAGGGUAUCUCUCGCUCGGCAAAACGUCGGAGGCGCUUGAAGGCGGCGGCGGCACGGAAUGCCACGCCGCCUGGAAAGUCGACUUCGACCCCAAAAGGGGCACGUGCCAUGCCUGCCGAGUUGAAGGGCACGCACCAGAAAACCGAAGAUGGCAAGCUCAUUUGUUGGGAUCACAACUGCGGCGGCUGCAAGCUCAAGGCUGACGGUGAUCCCCCAGCGUGCCAGCAUGGUGUUCAUGUUGAGGCUGGACGGAUCACUGGCCAGAAUGACGACGGGCUGGGAUACACUUUUUCUCCGGUGCCGGUGACAGCACAGGACCUUUCUUCUGCUGAAUCGCUGGCCGCCCAGUGCCUGAAUCUUGGCUUUGCAAGUUUUGCACAGCUUCGCGAGCUCAGUGCUCGCCUGCCGGCGGACUCUGUGGGGGCACCUUCAGGCCAACCUGUUGCUCCUGCGGAUCCCAAAUCUUUUACUUCUGGAGCCUACGUGCACCACGACAAGAACGGGCUUCGAUCCAAUUGUUUUGCAUUUCCUUUUUCCACACAACUGCUUGCACUCAUAUUGUCGGCUGAGUUUCCUGAUGCCUGUUUUUCUUCAGUGGGCCUAUUCUUCAACUUGAAGGCGCCGCUUCAUUCAGAUCGCAACAAUGAUCAUCGGCACGCCAACCUGUUGCUGCCAGCCUCGCAUUUUUCCGAUGGUCAGGUUUGGGUGGAAGGUCGCGGGCAGCAUCCGUGUCCUGACCUCUCCGCCAAACGCCUUGGUUACCUGCUUGAUGUGGCUUCUGGCCCGCAACGGCUGCCCUCAGAGCGUCUUCACAGUACAUGCCCCUGGACGGGGGACCGCCUGCUCGUGGUGGGUUUCUGCGUUCGUGAUACACAACGACUCUGUGAACGGGACUGCCACUGGCUGCGGGACUCUGGUUUUCCACUGCCCGGCCCUCCCCAAGAUCAUGCGGCCGCUCCUCGCCAGGUCACUUCAACGACUUCUUCGCCCUCUUUGUCUACCUCUACGACGCCGCCGCCACAGGCCUCAGCUUCCAUCGCCAAGCGCCGCCGCGUUGCAUAUCGGCCUGCCUUGCCAGUGCAUUCUACAGCAACGUCGUCUAAAUCUAUGACGCCAACUACACCGGACGACCAACAUGCUGAUGCAUUUGCUGAGAAGAUCUUCCCGAACAACCUGGCUCCACUUGUUAUCGAAAUCUUUGCUGGCACCGCCCGCCUCAGCACUGUUGCUGGGCGCAUGGGCUUUCGUACUUUGGCGGUGGACCGCUCCUCGCAGAGAACCAAUUUCUCUAUACAACGACUGGACCUUACGUUGGAUGCCGACUUGCAGACGCUGCUUGACAUCAUCAAUCUGGAGGCUGACAACAUUGCUUGGAUCCAUUUGGCACCUCCUUGUGGUACGGCCUCGGCGGCACGAUCCAGACCUUUACAUAAGGCUGAGCACUACGGCUGCCCUGUGCCUCAACCACUACGCAGUGUCACGGAGCCGCAGGGCCUCUCCACACUGACCGGUGCCGACCGCGAUCGUGUGCUCGCUGCCAACAAGUUGUACCGAGCUGUCGGCUGCAUCGUUGACCUCGCCCUGCAGCUUGGUCUUUUCGCGACCGUUGAGAACCCUCUCAACAGCUUGGCUUGGCUAUGUGACGGCCUCGACCACCUUUGUCGCCGUGAAGAUAGCUACCAACUCAUCUUUGAUGCUUGCAUGCAUGGCGGGGAUCGCGACAAAACUACCUUAUUCUGGUGCUCCGACCCACGCUUUCAGUCGCUGGCGCUGCGUUGUUCCCGUGACCACAAACACGCAUCCUGGAAGCCUCGCUUUGUGGAUGGGCAUUGGCAAUUCCCCACUGCUGCGGAGGCGGCAUACCCUUGGCUUCUUUGCGAACGGAUGCUUUACAUUCUGGCUGAGAGUUUUCCUGCAUUGGCUUCAACUUCACAGCAGCCGCGAGCCUGUGAGCAAGUCGCACUGCAGCGACAGCCAAAAUAUGCUCGACCUCUGGUUUCAUGCUACCAAUCACACGACUGCUGGGCUGUACCUGUACGCUCCGCGGAUGCUGCGGCACCUCUUUUGAAGUGCUACCCCAAAGGUGCUCGUGUGACGCAACGCAAACUGGUGCCGUGGGGAGCAGUCCGGGUUUGCGCUGCCUCGAAAUAUCCUGGCUUCGACAGACAUAGUUCUGCAGAGUUGCUGGGAGGGACGGCCAAGAUCUAUCAACCUGACACUUCCGAUUUCUCUUUGCUUGCAAGCGAGGAUAAAAACGACGUGUACGAGGUGGUGGGAAUGGUGUGCGAUGACAAUCCUUGUGCGACCCAGGCAGAAAUUCUUACUAUUGGAAUUCCACGUGAACCGGAGGACUUUGUGAAGGCUGCGGUCCAGGCGGGGCACCCUCGCAAUGCAAUACUGGUCAAUCGCCAAGGGCCGGCAAAGGAAAUCGCUGCCAACGUAGUUAUGCCAGCAGAGGAGCGCAAGAAAAGGGCCGAUGAGGCUCGGGAUGCGUGGAAGAAAAUUUCCAAGGAGUCAGCUGAGACCAACGACGCGCUUAUGAAACAAAAGCCCGCGUACUUGGCGAGGGCGCUGGCUGGCAAGAACCACACAGUCUCGAUGGAAUCCCAGACAAGUGCCGCCGCACCUGCCUCGGCAAAGGCUGCAAAUGUUCAAGGUGGGGCUGGUGAGUUCACUUUCCCGCCUUUGCCGCCUCUAGUGGUCAGAGACUUCACAGGUGAGGUGCCAUUACCACAGGAUUUCCCAGGCUUUGGCGAAUCGUCGGACGGCAGCUUCAGUCGAGUUAGCCUAGGUUGCGAGCGUGUCGGGAACGACCUACACCUCACUCAGCUUGAAUUCCCGGAAGACUGGGAAGAGGACCCGUCACAGGUCCCCGAUGCUUGGACGCCUCCUGGUGUGGAGACCUUGGAGCGAGCCGAUAGGGAUGUGGCCGGUCUGAUGCGAGACAUUUUCGGAAGCGACGAUUCUCAUGUAGGGCACAUGGAAUCGGGGACAGCCUCGAAUGCACCCCGACAGCAGUCGGUUUCUUCGGUCCCUGUUCUUGACCAAGCUGCGUCGUUGGCCCAUGCAGAUGCCUCUGCUGAAGGGCUUAGCUUGGAAGCCCCCGGGGCAUUCGCUUCGACCGCGGGUGUCGUAGAUGAUGCUUUGGGUUCCUUUGUAGGAGGGCUUGUUAAGCAGGAUGUUGCUAGAUUCGGCAAACUUGAUGACGGUCUUAGGCUUCCGUGGGAGAGUGAGUUCUCCAAGCUGCUUUUCGACCCAGACUGUGUGUGGGACCCUUUGCAAGGUCGCAAGCAGGGGUCGAUCUUCCCGCCGAUCACACACAAUGCCCAGGCAGCCCGCAAACCUGAAGCCGGGUCCAAGGAUGCUCCGUCGGGUUCGAUUUUCGCCUGGGCCAUUGCGUUGGGUUCUGCAGCUCGCGAUCCCGCCGCGGAGCGAGAGCGUAAGAGGGAGCAAGGUAUCGGCAUGUGGAGUAGACUUGUGCUGAGGUACUCUGAGUGCUGCUCUCUUUUCGAGUGUGUCUGUCAGGGAAUGAGAAACAGAGAAGCGGGCUACGAGGACGUUGUACUGGCUGUUUCAGCUGCUGUGGGAGUGAAAUCACCGCACACCAUACACAAACGAGCUGCAUCCUUUUGGACCUUCGUUCGAUGGCUAGAUGUCCACGAGCCCUUAGCCCCGAGCGGGCUGCAUGAGGUGCAGGUGUGGAAUUUUGUGCAGUUCCUCAAGGAAACUUCUGCGCCGGCCUCCAAGGCUGCUUCUGUCCUGAGUGCUUUCAGGUUUGCUCACUUUGUGCUGGGGUUCCGUUUGUCGGGCAUAGUUGAUUCUAGGAGGAUUGCCGGAGCCACUGAGCAGCAGCUUGUGAACGUGCGCAAACUCCGCCAGGCUAAAGAUCUUACGGUCUCGCAGGUACUCGAGUUGCACGCAAGGUUGGAGUCGGGAGCCUUGCACUGCUUUGACCGCGUACUCCUCGCUUCUCUGCUGAUUAGGCUGUAUGCUAGGGCUCGCCCGAGCGAUUUCCUUUUCGUUGAGUCGGUCGAGGUUGACUGCCCGCCUGGAGCCGACUACCCGUUGUUAGUGUUCGAAGUUUCCCAGCACAAGGGGGCCAGGAAGGUGCAGCUUAAGACCAAGCUGCUGCCGAUCCUAGUUCCCAUGAUCGGGGUCCACGGAAAGUGCUGGAUUGAUGAAGCCUUGAGUGCUUUCCGGAAGGCGGGGAGAAGCUUGACUUCGGUUCGGGGUCCUCUGACCUUGGCGCCUGCCGAUGAAUCAGGGGUCGUCUCUUCGAGGAGGUCCAUCGCUUCCUCCGAAGUGGGCAAGAUGUUGCGAGCUUUCCUAGGUUUGCCUGAGGAGGUCACCGAUCCUUCGGCCCCCAGGGUCACUGCAUACUCGUUGCGAGGCACUUGCUUGGGAGGGGGAGGUAAGUUCGGGUUUGACGAGGACCUGAAAAGCAUCUUGGGGAGACAUGCGUCCUCGGUCAAGACUACGCAAGCCAUCUACAGCAGAGAACUGUCAGCUGCACCGGUCAGACGGCUUCAGGACAUGAUCAGAGAAGUUGCAGCCGGAAACUUCUUCCCUGAUAACAGUCGCUCGAGUUACUUCCCGAGGCGAGCAGUUGGUAACGAGGAGGUCACGAUCCGGGGCUCCGACAAAGGAUCAGAGAAGCUCAAUCCAGUCAAGGUUGAGGUGGUCAGCAGUGACGAGUCCGAGGCAGGGAACUCUGUUUCCUCGGACAAUGAGUGCAGCGAUUCCUCUCAGUCAUCGCAGUCUUCCUCCUCGUCGUCUGCGAGCGAGGCGGUUCAGCCUGCUGUUCGUAGGUGGAAGCGAGCUAAAGUCGAGGAGCCAGACCAGGUGUGGUAUGUGAACACUUCGAGUGGGGUCUUGCAUCUGCUUGCCAGCCCCGAUGAUGUUCCGAUGCUGCUCGCAUGUGGGCGACCCGUAAGUGGGAACUAUCGUGAAGCGACGAGGAUCGAAGUCAGUCGUGGCAAAGAGUGCCGGACCUGCCGGCGCAAUGUUGGCCUCAGUCGCGAAAGCCUCAGGGCGCUCGCGGACCAUGGGAUCGAUACUUUGAGCAAGCUGGCUUAUUCCUGUGGCCAGCCGGGCACGCCGCUGCCUCAAUCUGAGUUCGAUGAUUUCAUUUCCACGGUCAUGCCAGCGGCACUCUUGGGUGAGAAAGGAAGCGUGAAGCGGCUUCUCUUCGAGAGUCAAGCACUCCUGCUUAAUGAUCUCAGGGAACAGGUGACCCAGCCCGAUAAGUGGUCUACGCGAGACGUUCCGACGGUCGAACGUCAGAAGAGGAUGGAGGCCGUGCGAGCCAGCAUACCGGGUGUUGUGCUUGAGGGGUCCCUGGAGCCUUCCCAUGGUCUCUUGAAUGCAGCUUGUCGAAUGGAAAGAGAGGGGCAGCUUCGCUACAUAGCCCCCGAGCAGUGCGGCACUCGCAUGUAUGAGAUCCAGAAUGUUAAGGCCCAGAGUAAAACCCUGUCAUUGGAGGAGGGCAAGUUGGCGAUUUCUGAGGAGAAAGGGUUGCCAGAAGUAGCCUGCGGGUCAGCCUUGUUAUUGCAAGAGGCUUUGAAGCGCCGAGGUGUGGCUCUCCAGUUCGCCGGUGUAGCCAGUUACGUGGCACAUGAAAGGUAUGUCCUCAAACUCUUUGGGCAUAUGGGGCGAGAGCCCCCGCCAGGCUAUGCAAGGACUAGUGUACACCAACUCCUUACGGCAGAUAGGCAGGUCUGGACGCGAAUGAUCGAAAACGAAAUCAGUCCGAAAAGGAGUGCAGAUGGGACAUACCCUGUUGAUCGGGCUCUGCUCUCCACACUUGAGACCUUUGACGUAACUGUAGCCCUCCUUCCGCGAAAGUCCGAGGAAAGCAAGAAGAGGGUCGCCACGCCGCACAAGCCCGGGGUUGAGCGAGACACUAAAAUUACGAAGCCCCCCAAGGGCAAAGGUAAAGGCAAGAAGGGCACAUGGCAGCCCAGUGUGCCGGAAGCCAUCCGUAAACUGGGUGGAGUUGCAGAGACUCCCGACAAGAAGCGCAUUUGCUUCUCCAGGCCGCUGUUACACCAGUCGCAUCGACCUCCGCUGGAGGUCAUGAUUCACCGUAAGCUUGCCGAUGUUUUGCAAUUGAUCACUAUGCUUGAGAGCGAGACCCCGGCGAGGGGACAAGAAGCGCCAAACACUUUCUCCUGGACUUCGGGAGCAUAUGCCAAAGGUGGAGAGGUCUGGCAAAAAGGGCCCGGCAACGACGUCGUGCAGGCCGAUCUGGCCACGCCCAAAGGACAGGACUUGUGCAUGGAGUGGAUAUCGUCACCUAGGUUAGCCGGCCUUUUUGUGACUCCGCCUGCUCACUUGGGCAGUGCUUUGGACCAAUUCUUGGCAGCAGCCUUGUUACAUGUCCUCGGCCGAGGGGCGGUCUGUGUUUUGGCCCAGUCGGGCGAUGGGCCGUUCUGGACGUCCGACUGCUGGAGCAAGGUCUCUUCGCAUUUUACUUUUGUGUCGUGCCACGACUGCGCAUACGAAGGAAACCACCUGAGCACUACCAUCUUUGCUGUCACCGAUCGCUCAUUUUCGAAGCUUGCUCGAUUUUGCUCGGGCAACUCGUGCCGCCAGGACCGUCUGCCUGAGUCCAAAUUGCAUGGCGCCCAUCCGGUGCGUCUUGCCACGCAGAUAGCUUGCUGUUUUGCUCAACACUUCGUGCAAAAGGGCUGGCAAUCGCCCCCGCAAACUUUUGAUGCUUUUGAUCCUCGCUUGGAAGUUCCUAUGUCUCGUGCUUUGGCUGGUGCCCAACCUCGGGCCAGCAAGAUACCGCCACUAGUUAGUGAGCAUCAGCGGGUCCUAGUCUUGCAGCACCCUCCGGGGCUCGUGCUGCCGUGUCAGCCGAUGCAACGACUCCGAAACCCGUGGCCCGUGCCGCCACAGUGUGGUGCCACCCUGGCACACAUCCCGGCAAAAGCUCAGCUGCUCCGGCACGUGCCAAUAGUGCAAGCUGGGGGUAAAGAACUGGUGAAAGUUGAUUCUUGGGAGAUGGCUUGGGGGUUACCCUGGGAGCCUGAGGAGUUCAUGCAGAAGGCGUCCGAAUCAUGUCACCCAAGGUCGAUGGGCUCGGUGCUCCCGGCCCCCUUGAAUGAUACUCUUGAAUCCUUGGAUAAGUUGGUGGGAGACGCCGAAGUUUCCGCUUUGAGGGCUAGGGUAAUCAAGGAGUGGUUGCACUUGGCGACUUCGUUGUCCUCCAAUGAGGCGGAGCUGAAGGCCAGCAUGCACCCCGAUGUCCGUGAGAUUACAGCAUCCAAACGCAUCCUCUUGUGGGAAGCUUUGCUUAAGAAAUACGAUUACCCAGACCAGUGUGUGUCGAGCCUUCUCAAGGAAGGCGUCCCGUUGGUGGGGCAUGCGCCCAUUUCGGGCAAGGUCUUGUUCAAAAUCUUGGGCAAGGCGUUUGAUCUCACUGCAGCUUACCGGCAGAUGCCAGUCCACCCAGACACAGCCUGGGCAGCGUACGUUUGCUUCGUGCAUCCAGACACGAACGAGCGAGUGUACUUUCGGAUGAAGGCCAUGCCAUUUGGAUCGGCAAUGGCAGUCUACGCUUUCCUUAGGAUUAGUCAUUCCUUGUGGUUUCUCGGUGCAAAGGCAUUGCUUUUGCCUUGGUCGUCGUUUUUCGAUGACUUGUCACUUUUGCGACGACGGGGUUGGGCGUUCGCCGAGUCCGGCGAAAAGGCAAAUGACUUUUCCGAGUGCUUCCAGGCGCUUGGAAUCAUGGUGGACCUUCGUGCAUGCCUUGAUGGCACCAUAAGCUUCAAGAACACUGCAAAGCGGGUCUCCGAGAUCAGGGCGUUCGUGGGCAAGGUGCUUGAGUCAGGUAGGUUGCCACAUCACGAGGCUCUAAGGCUCAGGGGUAGGUGCCAGUUCGCCGAUUCGCAAAUCUUCGGUCGUACUGGGAAGAAGUGCUUGGGCCUGAUCACUGCUCAUGCUUACGGCUUUGACGAUGUAAUCAGUCGCGAACUCAGGGCAUCGCUCGAGAAGUUCCUGCUCAGGCUCGAGGUCGGGGCCCCGCGCUUGAUCAAGAUCCUUGAGGGCGGAUCAUGGCAUGUGUACACAGAUGCUUCGUAUGAGCCAGGGGCAGGGCAUAGUUUCUGCGGCCUAGGAGGGGUGCUGGUUGAUCCUACUGGUGUUCCACGAAAAUUCUUUUCACUUGUUUUGAGCGAUGCACAGAAAAACUUUCUUGGCGAGCAGAAUUCUGCACAGAUCAUCUUCCAGGCUGAAAUGCUAGCAAUGGCAGUGGCACUGGACGUAUGGUUGCAGGACUUGAUGGGGCACACGGCAAUCUUCUUUGUGGACAAUAACGGUGUGCGUGACGCAGCUAUCUCUGCGAAUGCCAGAGCUUCAGUCGCGAGACGGUUGUUGGAGGCGUUUCUGCAGAAGAUGCUUUGGGCUGACUUGCGUGAUGGCUUCCGCUUGACAGGAUGGAUGAGAGAGACCGGAAUCUUCAAACCUAGAGUCAAGGCACCGGAAUCCUCUCUUGAAAGUCUGCUAGCACAAUCGUCUUACCGAUCUCCCAUGACUAUGAGCCGGAUAACAAACACGAAGCCGGACGAGACGUCUAGAAAGGCGUGGGCUGAAACCCAAGAGGAGGAGCGCAAGGGCUGGAUCUUCGAGGACACCGCCCCUGACUUCAGCAACAUCAUUCUGGCGCACCGCUUCGGGCUUGAGCAGAAAAACAAAGUACGGGUGAUUGACAACGGCAAGGAUUGCGGCUUGAACAUGGCUUGCGGGCUGCCAGAGAAGUUCACCCUGCACGGGGUCGACGUUCUGGCGGCUGUCUUCCUUGAGUUGUUGAAUAUGCCACGUGACCGCUUGUUCAAAUUGGAUUGGUGUGUUCGACACGGACAGCAAGAGGCGCGGAUCUAUGGGACUAAUGUCCUACCUUUCGGUGCCACCGGAAGCGUGGCUGGCUUCCUUAGGGUGUCAGCCGCCGUAUGGCACACUGGCGUCCGAGACAUGGGCUUGGGCUGGUGCGCAUACUUCGAUGAUUUUCCAUUGCUAUCUUGUGAUGGAAUGGAGGAACAGAUCGAAGAACUCGCCGACGAAGUGUUCGAGGCUCUUGGGAUUCAGUAUGCCAAAGAGGGCAAGAAAGCAACAAAGUUUGAUGCGGUUUUUAAUGCGCUUGGCUUGGCCUUCGACCUGUCGGGAUUCGAGAGCGGGGUCAUCUCCAUCACACAUACCAGCGAUCGAAAGAAGGAGUUGAACGACGCUCUCGCGAACAUCUUGCAGACGGGAAGACUUAGCCCCAAGGAGGCUGAAGUCCUCCGCGGGCGCAUGCAUUGGUAUUCUUCUUACUUGUUCGGACGGGCACCGUGCGAAGCUAUGCACCAACUUUCCUUGAGAGCCAGGGGAAUCGAUGGUUCAUCGGAACUGAGCGCUGAUCUGGAAUGGGCGGUGAGGACACUGCUCCAACACGUCAGUACCUCGAGACCCUUGGAGUUGAGGCAGACUUCCGGGAGAGAGCUCUUCAUUUUUACUGAUGGAUCUUAUGAACCUGGCGCUGGGGUUGUGGCCGGCAUCGGAGGAAUCAUUUACGAUGCCUCUGGCGUCCCGUUGGCUUUCUUCAGCUCGGAGAUCCCCAAGUCUGAUUUGGAAGUGCUGGAGGCUGAAUCCGAGCAUCCAAUCUAUGAAGUCGAACUCUACGCGGUCCUAGUGGCGUUCAUGCUAUGGGCGGAAGUGUUGAGAGAUACCUUCAGCACCUUCUACUUAGACAACGAAGCUGCGCAAUCCGCUUUGAUUGCUGGCCGCUCUGGGACUCGAAACGGACGACGGCUCUUACAGCAGGUCUUAUCGCUGGAACAUGACAAUAUGGCUAGGCCGUGGUUUGGGCGUGUGCCUACCCACUCGAACCCGGCAGACCCGCCUAGCCGACAGAUCGUGGACCACCUGAUCAGACAAGGCGCAAGGCAGGACGAUGUCGACUUGGGCUGUCUGCUGCUUGAAAGGCCUCCGGAUACGGGCUGA
Symbiodinium sp. CCMP2592 is the source of this 10977-nucleotide messenger RNA. The record is from the annotation of a GenBank genome assembly. Lineage: Eukaryota; Dinophyceae; Suessiales; Symbiodiniaceae.